AUGUGUCGCCGAGCUGAAGUCCUGCGGUUGUACAAGGACCUCUUGAAAUAUGCACAAGGUGUCCAAUACUCGGACCGCGCCUACCUCUCAAACCUGUUCAAGACGGAGUUUAGGAAGCAUGCAAAGGAGACUGACGCAGUUUUUAUAGAAUUUUUGUACACAGUAAGAUGAAAUCCUACCUUACUUAAAUAACAAUGCUUCUGUAGAAAGGACAAUCGGUACUCCGCAACAGACGCUUUAUAUGA
Messenger RNA from Spirometra erinaceieuropaei, 245 nucleotides. Lineage: Eukaryota; Metazoa; Platyhelminthes; Cestoda; Diphyllobothriidea; Diphyllobothriidae. The record is from the annotation of a GenBank genome assembly.